AUGGGGAGCAACCAAUCAUGGGUCACAGAAUUCAUCUUGGUGGGAUUCCAGCUUAGUGCGGACAUGGAACUGCUCCUCUGUGGGAUCUUCUCCCUGUUCUAUGUCUUCAGUCUGCUGGCAAACGGGACGAUCCUGGGGCUCAUUUGGCUGGACCCCAGACUGCACACCCCCAUGUACUUCUUCCUCUCCCACUUGGCUGUCCUUGACAUAUCUUAUGCUUCUAACAGCGUCCCCAAGAUGCUGGCAAACCUAAUGAACCAGAGAAGAACCAUCUCCUUUGUCCAUUGCAUCAUGCAGGUGUUUUUAUAUUUGGCCUUUGCUGCCACGGAAUGCCUGAUUUUGGUGGCGAUGUCCUAUGACAGGUUCGUGGCCAUCUGCCACCCCCUACGCUACACUGUCAUCAUGAACUGGAGGUUGUGCACUGCCUUGGCUGUCCUGUCCUGGGCUUGUGGGUUUGCCCUGGCCAUUGUGCAUGCCAUUCUCCUUCAAAGGCUGCCCUUCUGUGGAACCCGAGAAGUCAAUCACGUCUUCUGCGAGAUCCUAUCUGUCCUCAAAUUGGCCUGUGCUGACACCUGGAUCAACCAACUGGUCAUUCUUGCUGCCAGCGUGUUUGUCUUAGUUGCACCCCUUUUCUUCAUGCUGGUCUCCUACACGCGUAUCCUCUGGGCCAUUCUGAAGAUCCAGUCUGGGGAGGGUCGCAGAAAGGCCUUCUCCACCUGCUCCUCCCACCUCUGCGUAGUCGGGCUCUUCUUUGGCAUCGCUAUGUUGGUUUACAUGGUCCCAGACUCCAAGCAGCGUGAGGAGCAGGAGAAGAUGCUAUCCCUGUUUCACAGCCUCUUCAACCCCAUGCUGAACCCCCUCAUUUACAGUCUGAGGAAUGCCCAGGUCAAAGAUGCCUUCUACAGAGCACUGCCAAAGAAGAGGGCCACGUGA
Molecule: messenger RNA, 933 nt
Organism: Echinops telfairi (small Madagascar hedgehog)
Lineage: Eukaryota; Metazoa; Chordata; Mammalia; Afrosoricida; Tenrecidae
Product: olfactory receptor 2A2-like
Exons: 1
Coding region: 1-933 (310 amino acids)
Biological process (GO): G protein-coupled receptor signaling pathway
Cellular component (GO): membrane
Molecular function (GO): G protein-coupled receptor activity; olfactory receptor activity
Source: RefSeq, a predicted model, not a curated record